This is a messenger RNA of Gorilla gorilla gorilla (western lowland gorilla), 1034 nucleotides long. It is a transcript of the gene IFT22, whose product is annotated as intraflagellar transport 22. The record is from RefSeq and is a predicted model, not a curated record. The transcript has 5 exons. The coding region runs from base 131 to 688 and encodes 185 amino acids. Lineage: Eukaryota; Metazoa; Chordata; Mammalia; Primates; Hominidae.
AAGUGGCCGAGUCCCGUCGGCCCCUGCGGGCCUCUCUCCGUCGCCAUGGAAACGAAAGCGGCCAAGUAGAGCUCAGUCCUGACGCGCCGCCUCCCGUGGGCUCCGGCCGGCUACGCCGCGGCGGACAACUAUGCUGAAGGCCAAGAUCCUCUUCGUGGGGCCUUGCGAGAGUGGAAAAACUGUUUUGGCCAACUUUCUGACAGAAUCUUCUGACAUCACUGAAUACAGCCCAACCCAAGGAGUGAGGAUCCUAGAAUUUGAGAACCUGCAUGUUACCAGCAACAACAAAGGCACGGGCUGUGAAUUCGAGCUAUGGGACUGUGGUGGCGAUGCUAAGUUCGAGUCCUGCUGGCCGGCCCUGAUGAAGGAUGCUCAUGGAGUGGUGAUCGUCUUCAAUGCUGACAUCCCAAGCCACCGGAAGGAAAUGGAGAUGUGGUAUUCCUGCUUUGUCCAACAGCCGUCCUUACAGGACACACAGUGUAUGCUAAUUGCACACCACAAACCAGGCUCUGGAGAUGAUAAAGGAAGCCUGUCUUUGUCGCCACCCUUGAACAAGCUGAAGCUGGUGCACUCAAACCUGGAAGAUGACCCUGAGGAGAUCCGGAUGGAAUUCAUAAAGUAUUUAAAAAGCAUAAUCAACUCCAUGUCUGAGAGCAGAGACAGGGAGGAGAUGUCAAUUAUGACCUAGCCAGCCUUCACCUGGGACUGCCACAUCCCCAGUGAAAUCAGCAUGUUUCUUGGUGCAGAUCUGAAAUCACAUCCAGCUCCUGAUGUUUUCUUCUCCCUCUGACUGCAGAGGAAGUGUUCCUACCUGCAGGAAGGCACCUGUCACGCAGGGAGUUCACUCAGACCAUCUGUGCUCUGCCCUGAGUUCAGUUGAGAAAAUCCUAUUAUCGAAUUUGGAUUUCCUGGCCCCAGAACUUCCCAAAGACCUGUAAAAUGGAGGGAUUUACCACCUCACAUAUGUCCAGUUAUACAGUUUGUGGAAUUGUAACCGUCGCAGCCCAAUGAUACAACAGUAGUUUAAUCACGUG